UCACCCCCCUCACCACCCCCACUCCUGGCAACGACACCCCACCCUACCAAACCAAGACAUUCACUUUUCUUACUUAUCCCAGCUCACUGCACUCCACAGAAGCAGAAAUGGCCAUCUCAACCUCCAUUCCCAAUUAUACCCCUCUGCCAUUUCUCUAUUUACUCCUCUUUUCUUCUUACCAUCUCCCCAUUUUGUCCAUUAAUGUCACCGAUUUGUUAAACUCGUGCCCCGAUCUCUCGGACUUCACGAAGCUCUUGACAACCACCGGCAUCGCUGCUGAUCUGGCCUACCGCGCCUCUGUCACGCUCCUAGCGGUUCCCAACGCGUUCUUGCGUAGUUCCGCCGGCGAUCUCACGCCGGGGAACCACCUUUCUUCUAGUAACCUCGCCGACGUUAUUCGAUACCAGGUACUCCUUGAGUACCUGUCUUUGUCCGAUCUCCACCGCAUACCUGCCGGCGGGAAACUCGUCACCACCCUGUUUCAGACAACUGGGCGUGCUGCAUCGAACUCCGGCACCGUUAACAUAACGUUUAACCCUUCUUCUAAUGCCGUCACUAUCUACUCCCCUACAUCUAAUGCUACUCUCCUUGCCCUAAUUAAAACUCUUCCUUACAACAUCUCGAUCUUCUCAAUUAAUUCGCUUCUAGUCCCUUACAAUCUAGAUCUAAUGGCUUCUGAUACUCGCCCGCCUUUGGGGCUCAAUAUUACGAAGGCACUAAUCGAUGGGCACCAAUUCAAUGUUGCGGCAUCGAUGCUUCAAGCAUCUGGGGUUGUGUCUGAAUUUGAAGCCCAUGAGAGUGGUGCCGGAAUCACACUUUUCGUUCCAACUGAUGGCGCAUUUGCCGAUCUGCCUUCAUCGGUAAAGCUUCAGUCUCUACCGGCUGACCAAAAAGCACAGGUUUUGAGAUUCCACGUUUUGAAUUGUUACUACCCAUUAGGUUCUUUGGAGUCAAUAGUGAAUCCGGUUCAACCCACAUUGGCGACGGAGCAAUAUGGGGCUACGAGUUUCACGUUAAACAUCAGUCGGGUUAACGGGUCAGUGGGCAUUGAUACCGGAAUAGUGCAGGCGUCCGUGACGCAAACGGUGUUUGAUCAGAAGCCAGUGGCGAUUUUUGGGGUGUCCAAAGUUUUGUUGCCCCGAGAAAUUUUUGGGAAGAAUCCAAUUGAGGUGGACAAGCCUGUAACAGCAGGUGCUCAGCCCCCAGAUAUUGCACUCUCUCCAGAGCCUGGAAUGUACAGUCCAGCAUCACCGGCUGGGAUGGAAAUUCGAUCGGUGGCGGCAGCUGAAAAACUGGGAUUUCAUAGAUCAUUGUUAUUUUUGUGGUGUCUAUGGCUGAAUUAUCUAUAUCUAUGGCGAUGAGAUUAGAUUUGAUUAUUUUGGGACUGUUAUUUGUCAUAAUUAACACGAAAAAUCGAAUUGGAGCCUACAAAAGCAGUCAUUUCCUUGGUGGGAUAAAUAAUCGGUCUCGUGAGGUAAAGCCGUAAAGAUUAUCAAAAUUGUGCUAAAAUUGCCAAUAAUUCUAGAUCCCAAUUUCAUUUGUAUAUCAUUUCUUGAAUUGCAUUGUCGAUUGUUUUUGUAAAGCACUUGAAAUUUUUUUAUUAAAAUGUAAUAUAUUACCAAAUUCUGUAGUAAAGUGACUGAAGAAAUCCUUGGGUUUCUUAUGGUUUUGUUGCA
This is a messenger RNA of Olea europaea var. sylvestris, 1676 nucleotides long. Its product is annotated as fasciclin-like arabinogalactan protein 4. Gene Ontology annotation, cellular component: plasma membrane. Gene Ontology annotation, biological process: mucilage biosynthetic process involved in seed coat development; abscisic acid-activated signaling pathway; multidimensional cell growth. The transcript has a single exon. NCBI's taxonomy places the organism in Eukaryota, Viridiplantae, Streptophyta, Magnoliopsida, Lamiales, Oleaceae. The record is from RefSeq and is a predicted model, not a curated record. The coding region runs from base 108 to 1361 and encodes 417 amino acids.